Messenger RNA from Trichophyton benhamiae CBS 112371, 546 nucleotides. RefSeq lists its product as uncharacterized. Gene Ontology annotation, molecular function: cardiolipin synthase activity; CDP-diacylglycerol-glycerol-3-phosphate 3-phosphatidyltransferase activity. The coding region runs from base 1 to 546 and encodes 181 amino acids. The transcript is spliced from 3 exons. Lineage: Eukaryota; Fungi; Ascomycota; Eurotiomycetes; Onygenales; Arthrodermataceae. Gene Ontology annotation, biological process: cardiolipin biosynthetic process. The record is from RefSeq and is a predicted model, not a curated record. Gene Ontology annotation, cellular component: mitochondrion; membrane.
AUGGAUCCGGCAAACACGGGAAACGAAAAGGAAAAGGAAAAGCCGUCUACCAAGGCUGUCGUGCAUGAGAACAUCUACACUAUACCCAACAUCCUCACUGCUUCACGCCUGGUAGCCGCCCCCAUAAUCGGCUACUCCAUCCUCACAGGCAGCCAUACUCUGGCUCUCUCGCUCUUUGCCUACGCUGCCGUCACUGACCUGGUGGACGGCUACAUCGCCAGAAGAUGGAACCAGCAGACCGUCGUUGGGACCGUCAUCGAUCCCAUGGCCGAUAAGUUCCUGAUGACUAUCGGUGUCGUCUGUCUUGCCAUGAAGGCUGCUAUCCCGACCAUAUACUACAGAUGGAUAUCUCUGCCUCCGCCCAAGACCAUGAAGCGAUACUGGGACUUCUCUCUCCCUUCGGCUGAAGUCAAGCCCACGGAGGUGUCCAAGGUUAACACGGCGCUGCAGCUUGCUCUGCUGGGCUCUGCGAUGGCCAUGCCAGUGCUUCCCGAGGCUAUGAUGACGGCCUGGUACCUGCAGGAGGGCAUGGUUGGGUUACAGUGA